Molecule: messenger RNA, 1485 nt
Organism: Ipomoea triloba (trilobed morning glory)
Lineage: Eukaryota; Viridiplantae; Streptophyta; Magnoliopsida; Solanales; Convolvulaceae
Product: putative two-component response regulator ARR19
Exons: 5
Coding region: 191-1171 (326 amino acids)
Molecular function (GO): DNA-binding transcription factor activity; DNA binding
Source: RefSeq, a predicted model, not a curated record
CUCUCUCUCUCUCUCUAUGCAUUAUAUAUCUAUCUAUCUCUCUCUCACUAUGUAAUGAUGAUGGAAGCACUACCGCAGCCUUAUGUAUGUCCAAACCAGACAAUAAUUAAGGUCUUACGUUAUUAAGACCAUUACUUUUCACUCUUCACACCCUAAUUAAUUUCCUGCUAAGCUGGGGAUCAGAUCUUUCAUGUCUGAUCUCUCUGCUCGAAACUUAGGGCAAACAAAAAUGGCGGAGAGUGUUGUUGACUUGAACAUGAUCCCUGUGGAUGAUGGGGAAGAAGAAGGGAUUAUAAUCGACCCGAAAACGAGCUCGAGCUCUAACAACCACAGCGUGGAUGAUCAGGAGGACGAGAUCACCACCACGAGUAACGAUGGCAACGGGAGCAGCAACACCGCCGCCGGUAGCGGCGGCGGUGUUCGACAGUACGUGAGAUCCAAGGUUCCGAGGUUAAGGUGGACUCCUGAUCUCCACCUUUGCUUUGUCCAAGCUGUCCAACGCCUCGGGGGUCAAGAGAGAGCGACGCCCAAGCUCGUUUUGCAGCUAAUGAAUGUUAAGGGACUAAGUAUUGCCCAUGUCAAGAGCCACCUACAGAUGUACAGGAGCAAGAAGGUUGAUGAUCAUGGCCAAGUGAUAAAUGAGAGAGCUGGAUAUCAUACGGGGAACGCAAACAAUCUUCUGCAAAACCUCUGGCGAUUACCCAUGUUUGAUCGGAGAAUUAGAUCCAACUUCAGCAGGUACAUGAACAAUUCUUGGAGCUGCAGCAAUGCAAACUGGAUGUCUGCAAGGAACAAUUCGAUCAUCAAUGGCGGUUUUGGGAUGAACAAGAACACGAUCUUCACAGGCCCAGAGUGUAAAAGAGGCCAUGAAGCCCUGAGAGAACCAAAUAAUAAUGGGAAACCAACACAGUUCAUCAAUGGAGUUUCUAAUUCCCCAGACAUAAUAAAAUGGAGCAGUUUUAGCCCUGCAAAUGCAAUGAAGAGAAACGGGGCGGGGGGCGAAAAGGGGGUGGAUUUGAACCUCACGUUGAGCAUGAACUUGAAGAGAGAGAGAGAACAAGAUGAGGGCAACAUCAGGCACUGCAAGAGGAGGUGUUUGGAUGGAGGAGAAGAAGUGGACAGUUCAUUGUCUCUCUCAUUGUCAUCUUCAAGAUCUAAAUUUGCUUUCUGAAUUGAUGUUAUUGAUCCAACUUUAGGAAGUUAAGUAAGUAUGAUGAUGAUUUGAGGAUUUUAAGGUAAGGUUUUUAGAGUUUUUGAGGAAUCCAAGAUUUGCAAGUACUCUGGAUCUCAUCACAGCACCAAUUCAUCACCAGGAAUUGUAGUGAUGAUGAGAUGUUGUUGGUACUUGCAAUGAGGAUGUAUUUAUAUUUAUACAUAAAUAUAUGUUGCAUGUUGUUUAAGGAUCAUAUCAUAUGAUGAUGCACUGUACUGUUGUUCUUCACUUUUAGCUUCUGCUUAAUUAAUUGUAGUGAUUCAUCAGAUCAA